Molecule: messenger RNA, 2945 nt
Organism: Puccinia graminis f. sp. tritici CRL 75-36-700-3
Lineage: Eukaryota; Fungi; Basidiomycota; Pucciniomycetes; Pucciniales; Pucciniaceae
Product: SCY1 protein kinase
Exons: 7
Coding region: 131-2752 (873 amino acids)
Biological process (GO): protein phosphorylation; tRNA export from nucleus
Cellular component (GO): cytoplasm
Molecular function (GO): protein kinase activity; ATP binding
Source: RefSeq, a predicted model, not a curated record
GGGUUUAGAGCGAGACGGUAGUCGUGCUGGAGAUCGAGACGACCAAGGAGAACCAAAACAUUGAAAGAAGACGAGCAAGAUUCAGAAGACCACGAAAGGAAAACGUUAAUUUGAAGCCGAGCUUGGAACGAUGUCCUGGUUAUCCGUUAUCGGUGGUGCUGCCACCUCGUUACUUUCCAAGGGAGGAGGGAUACCCAACCUACCUGGGUUCGGACUAGGAAACAAGGAGAGCAACUUCGAAGGACAAACCAUCUGGACGCAGUACGACGGGAUCAAGAGGGACGAUAACUCGAGCGUAUCCAUCUUCGUCCUCGAUAUCGCCAACGCCAACCAACUCAACUCCAACCCUUUCAUCGGCUCCAAGGAUAGAAAAUUGCUGUUGGGAUUCGCUAAGAACUCGCUCAAGAAAUUGAGAUCUCUUAGGCACCCGGAUAUCCUGAAAUUCAUCGAUGGCACCGAGACGGACUCUGCCGUUUAUAUCAUCACCGAGAAGGUUUCUAGCCUUUCGGUCAAAUUGGACCAACUCAAGAUGUCCAACCAGACGACAGUCGAAUGGAAAAUCUGGGGCCUCAGUCGAAUCGUGUCAGCCUUGAAAUUUUUGAAUGGUCCUGGUGCAUCCACCCAUGGAAACCUCAGACUCACCUCGGUCUUUAUCACUCAAUCUGGGGAAUGGAAGCUAUCUGGUUUUGAGGUCUUGAGUAGUCCGAAAGACCCUCAACCCAUCCUCUACACUCUUGGCGGAUUGUUUCCAGAAUCUGCCCGGUAUGCCAGUCCUGAGUUAAUGAAAACAGGCUACGAAGUGUUGAAAGAUCUAGAUCCGUCAUGUUUGGACUCAUACCAGUUAUAUCUAUUAAUCCAGACGCUAUUCAACAAUCUCCCGCCGAGUGCCGAUGUAAGUUCCCAACAACGCGGGAGCAUCCCACCGGCGCUAUUCUCGGCAGCCCGUCGCUUGGCAUCAGUAAACCCCAAGAGCAGGUUGAAGGCCGAAGCGUUUUGGGAAGUAGGAUUUGGGAGCGGCGAGGGUGGGGGCGGGGUCGCCGGUGCGUUCUUCAGGGAGAAUCGGCUGAUCAAGGUGUGCAACGGCCUUGAAGGCUUCUCGCUGGCCAGUCAGGGCGAACGGGCCUCGCUGGUCAAAUCUAUCAAAGACUCCGCCGAAUCUCUACCACCCGAAUUCUUAAAGUUUAGAGUUUUGCCUUCUCUUGUACAAUCUUUCGAUCAUGGUGCAGAUGGUCCGACACUCCUACCGCUUGCGAUUUCCAUCUCCUCUUCACUAUCGCCAGCCGAAUUCUCGACGAUUGUUCUCCAGUCCCUGAUCAAGAUCUUUGCCAGUCCUGACCGGGCAAUCAGAUUAUCACUACUCGAGCUGUUGCCCCAUUAUGUAGAUCAUCUGGACAGAUCAGUCGUCGUUGAAAAAAUUUGGCCUAGCUUGCUCACUGGGUUCACUGAUACUGUCCCGAUCAUCAGGGAAGCAACCGUAAAAAGCGUCUUAUUACUGGCCCCAAAACUUUCUGAACGGAUCUUGAACAACGAUUUACUGCGUCAUUUAGCAAAGACGCAAAUGGAUGUAGAGCCAGGCAUUCGAACCAACACGUGUAUCCUUCUAGGCCGUCUAUCGAAAUCACUAACGCUGUCGACCUGUCGCAAGGUGCUUGUGCCAGCGUUUACUCGAAGCGUCCGCGACCCGUUUACCCCCGCACGGAUAGCGGGACUGAUGGCACUGAUGGCCACAGUCGAGUACUACGAGCCAGAAGAUCUGGUUGGAAAAGUGAUCCCCGGAAUGGCGGUCUGUUUGAUCGAUAAGGAGAAGACGGUCAGGGACCAAGCGUUCAAGGCUUUAGACAUGUUCCUCGAGCGCGUCAGGAAGGCCGCCUCCGAAAUGCCUGAAAGCGAUACUGCUCCAGCCUCUUUAGGUGAUACAGUCAACAGCGCCAUCUCCUCAUCGCAGCCUGGGAUGGCCAUGAACGCUACUGGCGCAGCGGGUGCCUUGGCCAGCUGGGCCUUCAGCUCAGUGAGUCGCAAGCUGACGUCGAAUGAGCUUGCCUCCCCGGAACCCAAGAUACUGGGCGCGUCGCCCAGCGGUAAUUCCGCAACAUCAAACUCGACCUCGUCUCACGCACAGCUGCCGGUCCCCCCGACAAACCUGGCAAGGGCAGACUCGUUCGGCUUGGUGAGCGCGUUUACGGUUGGGAGCGAGCAGGCUCCAAAAGAGAGUGGGGUGUCGCAGGACUGGGGAGGCGAUCUAAUGAACGUGGAAGCCGAUGCAGACGACUGGUCGACCUUCGAGACCGGGCCUGCGGUCCACGAACCCAGCUUCACACCGCUACCAUCGAAGAUCAAGCUUGGCGUUCAGGCCACGAACAAGGCUCAAAAAGGGGCCCCAUCCGGGAGCACGGGAAGCCGGAUGAAGCUGGGACAAGCAACACGAGGUGGCCUGUCGGGGUUAAAGGGCAAGCCGCCCAGCACGUCGGCCUCACUAGUUGCCGCAUUGGAGGCCGACAACGAACUCGACAGCGCCGGCUGGGGCGUGACUGGAGAGGAGGACGGAGAGCCUAAGCAGGAGGAGUCGUGGAACAACACCCCGUUCGAAGAAGAUUGUCCGUCGUCUGCGCCUCCCAAGAACACCCCCGACCUCUCUUCCGCUUCCUCUAAAGAGUCCAAAGCUGCCCAUAUGGCUAGGAUGAAGGAAGAACGAAGAGCUAAAAUGGCCGCGCUCAAGGCUAAAAAGGCCUCCGCAUCAACAACCACAGGCUGAGACUUUUUCUCAACUAUCAUCAUAGCUCCAUUGGUUGUUUUUUUCGCUUUUUUCUUUUUCUUUUGUGUUUCCAGGUUAACCUGGAACUUUUUUUUUUAACUUUUGCACUGGUUUUUCAUGUCAAAUAUUUCAGGGUGGUUCCAUCAACCCUCUUGCCUUUUUCUAAUCUGGAUAAACGCAUGUCCAUGUUCAA